AGCCAAAGCUAGUGUAGUGGUUUGAGGGGUUGGGCCGUAAUGUGUUCAUCUUUCCAAGAUCAUCCAUAGGAGAAAGCUGAGAAAGUGGGGGCCUUUUUUGGGUCUGGGGACUGUUGGCUGCCAGGGCAAGGUCUAUCCAUAGCCGCGGACUAUCAUCCCUUUUCCUUGGGUUGUCAGCCUGACUGUCCCCAAGUGCAACAAAAAGAGGUCUGGUUCGUUUCGCACCAGCUCUGGCUUGAGACAGAGCGUCAUGGUUUCCGCCCCAGUCCUUCGCUGGUAGAAACGGGGACCCACUCUUACAAGACUCCUAAGAGCUACUGCGCUAAGUCCCAGGAUUCCGCGCGGCAGGCGGGAGGGCGGGCCGAUAUUCGCUAAUCCGCGCCCCGUCCCGAGGUUUGUCCAAUCAGAGCGAAGCACUCAGACGUAGUUUGUUUGUGAGUUCGGGUUAACUUCCGGACUUUUCCGGAAGUCGUGUCGUGGAGCGAAUUUUGAAGGAAGUGGAGCUCCGGGUGUGCUGCCAACAAGCUGGACCUGUUGCAGUUUCCCAGGCUAUGUGGGCUGCUGGAGUAGAGCCAUCAUGCCUAUCCGCGCCCUGUGCACUAUCUGCUCUGACUUCUUCGAUCACUCUCGCGACGUGGCUGCCAUCCACUGUGGCCACACUUUUCACUUGCAAUGCCUCAUCCAGUGGUUUGAGACAGCACCAAGUCGGACCUGCCCACAGUGUAGGAUUCAGGUUGGCAAGAAGACCAUUAUCAAUAAGCUUUUCUUUGACCUUGCCCAGGAAGAGGAGAGUGUCUUGGAUGCAGAAUUCUUAAAGAAUGAACUGGAUAAUAUCAGAGCCCAGCUUUCCCAGAAAGAGAGGGAGAAGCGGGACAGCCAGGCUAUUAUUGACACACUACGGGACACAUUGGAAGAACGCAAUGCCACAGUGGAGUCCCUGCAGAAUGCCUUAGGCAAGGCAGAGAUGCUGUGUUCCAGUCUUAAAAAGCAGAUGAAAUUCCUGGAGCAGCAGCAGGAUGAGACCAGACAAGCCCAGGAGGAGGCCCGCCGGCUCAGGAGCAAGAUGAAGACCAUGGAGCGAAUUGAGCUCCUGCUCCAGAGCCAGCGGUCUGAGGUGGAGGAGAUGAUCCGAGACAUGGGCGUGGGACAGUCAGCGCUGGAGCAGUUGGCAGUGUACUGCAUCUCCCUCAAGAAAGAAUAUGAGAAUCUGAAAGAAGCUCGGAAGGCCUCAGGGGAGCUGGCUGACAAGCUGAAGAAGGACUUGAUUUCCUCUAGGAGCAAGUUGAAGACUGUCUGCACUGAGCUGGAUCAGGCCAAGUUAGAACUGAAGUCAGCCCAGAAGGACUUACAGAGUGCUGACAAGGAAAUCACGAGCCUAAGAAAGAAGCUAACGAUGUUACAGGGAACCUUGAACCUGCCUCCAGUGUCUAGUGAGACUGUCAGCCGCUUGGUUUUUGAGAGCCCAGCCCCUGUGGAGAUGCUGAACCCGAAGCUCCACCGGCCGUCCUUCAGUGAUGAGAUUGACCUCAAUGCUACGUUUGAUGUAAAAACCCCUCCAGCCCAAGCACCGAGCUCCCAGCACAGCCACCCCAAGAAGCUGGAGAGGACACACUCUCCUGUGGAGGACGUCCUCAAGAAGAUACCCAAAGUCUCCAAGCAGGAGUUCCAGCUCUCACUGGGUGGUCAGCGCUGUGUAGGAGAGCCAGAUGAGGAACUGACUGGUGGCUUCCCUGUCUUCAUCCGGAAUGCUGUCCGGGCUCAGAAACAACACAGGAGCACAGCGGAGUCCCGCUGCAGCACAGAUGUGGUAAGAAUAGGCUUCGAUGGACUUGGAGGACGAACAAAAUUUAUCCAGCCUACUGACGCAGCCAUUAUCCGACCAUUGCCUGUUAAGCCCAAAGCCAGGAAUAAACAGAAAGUGAGAAUAAAGACUAUGAAUUCUCCUUCUCAGCCCAAGCUGGAUACCUUCAUACUUCAAUGAGCAGUGAACACAGUCAUGUCUCCAAUUAGGCCAAGACUUGGCCACCCAGAGAGUGUUUUAAAAGAUGGCUCAUCUUCUUGGACCACUGCAGGAAGAGACACCCAGAAAAUGCACUCCUGUGUCCUCUUUGCCCUGAAGCACACUGGAUUGACCUCUGGGAGCUGACAUGACCAGUUUACAGUUCUACUCAGCAGGGCUGGCUUCUUUUUGCCAGGUUUUGCUUACAGCUCCAACCAGAUGUGGCUGGGUGCCUGUUUUUAUAGAACACUCACUUUUGACUAUAUAUGGAUGGAAGUGCUGGAGGACUCCUAAGCGGGCUAGCCUGAACUUCUGCCUGCCUCCAGCUCAUUGCUUGAAAUGGGGAACAAUAAGGGAAGGAUGGGGAAGACUUCCAUGUAAAAUAAAAGGCAUCUUUUUUUUCCA
Messenger RNA from Meriones unguiculatus (Mongolian gerbil), 2404 nucleotides. RefSeq names its product TRAF interacting protein (gene Traip). The record is from RefSeq and is a predicted model, not a curated record. The coding region runs from base 578 to 1981 and encodes 467 amino acids. The transcript has 15 exons. Lineage: Eukaryota; Metazoa; Chordata; Mammalia; Rodentia; Muridae.